Molecule: messenger RNA, 3367 nt
Organism: Gadus chalcogrammus (walleye pollock)
Lineage: Eukaryota; Metazoa; Chordata; Actinopteri; Gadiformes; Gadidae
Gene: entrep2
Product: family with sequence similarity 189 member A1
Exons: 14
Coding region: 510-2768 (752 amino acids)
Cellular component (GO): membrane
Source: RefSeq, a predicted model, not a curated record
GUUCAGCGUCGCCUAUGCAAACCUUUCGCCACCACGCUACGACACUCUCACCAUGUUUCCACCUCCAAAAGAUGGAUACUCGGAUGUACGCGAUGCCGGAUCCCGUUUAUUGAGGCCAUUCGGACGUCUUUUGUGAUUUGCGUUCAAGCGUGGGAUACACACGGAUGAAAACCCCCGCAUCAGCAAGACUAACAAUGGUGCAAGGUUGUGUGGUGGGCUGAGCCAUGGUCUUCCACCGCCACUUUGAGGAAUGGGCUUUUUCUUGGGGAGAUCGUAUCCAGAGUAUGGGGAAUAUUUUUUUUUUUGUUAUCCCUUCGACUUGAUUUGUGGAGAUUUCUGUGGGGUUUUGCCGUAGUUUGGGUUUAGCGCCAAGAAGAGCGCGUCUCUCACUCACCUUUUACCACCACAGUGAUUCGACGGCUCCGUCUUUCAGGGAUUUUCGGGACAUCCAGUCACAUCUCAACGUUUCCACUGCCACUGGAGGUACAGCGGUGAGAAGUUGGGGUGCCAUGCCGCUGAACGCGUUACCCCGCGGGGGGAACCACAACACCGGCUCCCUUAGCCCAGCCUCGCUGUCCCGGAGCCUUUCCCGGCUCAGGGAGUUGAGGACCCGCACGCGGAUCAUGCUGGCGCUGGGGGUCGCUCAGAUGGUCCUGGGGAGCCUCAUCCUGGCCGUCAGCUUCGCAGCAUUGGCUCUCACCACAUCACCCCGGGUCCGACACUCGUGCCCCUUCUGGGCGGGAUUCUCGGUGCUGUUGUCCGGACUCAUAGGUGUGGUGUCCUGGAAGAGACCCCUCUCUCUGGUGAUCACCUUCUUCAUGCUGCUGUCAGCGGUGUGUGUGAUGCUGAACCUGGCCGGCUCCAUUCUGUCCUGUCAGAACGCUCAGCUGGUCAACUCCCUGGAAGACUGCCAACUGCUUAAGUUUGACAGCGACGGCGUGUGCGUGUGCUGCGAGCUGCCGCAGCAGAGCUCCAGCUGCACCAACCUGGGCGAGACGCUGAAGCUCAACCCGCUGCGGGACUGCAACACCAUCCGCCUGCGCCUCAAGGAGCUGCUGUUCAGCGUGUGCGCCCUCAACGUCAUCUCCACCAUCGUGUGUGCCCUGGCCACCGCCAUGUGCUGUAUGCAGAUGGUGUCCACUGACCUGCUGCAGAUGUUCAUGCCUCACCGUGGCCGGGCCCUGAACGCGGACUGCGUGACCCCCCACGGCACCAUCCUCCACCAGACCCUGGACUUUGACGAGUUCAUUCCGCCCAUCCCCCCGCCCCCCUACUACCCCCCGGAGUACACCUGCACCCCCUCCAUGGACGGACAGAGAGGCCUACAGCUAGACUUCCCCCACUCUCCGUUCAGUGCCAUCUACGGCGUUCCAAUCAACAGCCCGGGAACGCUGUACCCCACAGACCUGCCCCCGCCUUAUGAGUCUGUUGUAAGCUACACCCCCGCCAGCCAGGUAACCAGCAGCAUCGAACAGCGAGCCACUGAGUCCAGUCUUUGUGAGGGAACCACCGCGGGCCUCAGCACUCAGGCCUCGGUGGACAGCGCCUCCCUCCUGGUGUCCGAGCUGGCCGACCUGCAGGACAACAGCUCCUCAGACGACCUCUGCUCCCUGGAGGUCCCGGGCGGGGGCUCCGACUCCUCCCCCUACACCACGUCCAACCCCGGCCACCCCGACGGCACUGGCCCCCAGGAGCUGAGGGCCCAGGGGCCCCCGCGGGGGGGCCACCAGCGCGGCCUCGCCGACACCACCUACAGCGAGUCGUCCCACACCCAGUCCCCCGACUGGUCGUCGGACAACGCCAGCAACCUGGACCACGACGAGCACGGCGACGGCCCCCACGGCGGCGCCGCCCCGCACGCGCUGAUCAGGGCGCGCGUGUUCAGCCGGAAGCUCACCCUGCCCGUGGCGCUGGCCCCGCCGCCACAGCCCUGCUCCCCCACCUCGCUGGCCUCGUCCGGGGGCACGUCGGGGCUCAGCCCCCUGCCGCCCUCCGCCUCGCCCUCGCCGCCGCCGGCGCCGGCGCGGCCCCGCGGGUCCCGGCUUUGUUUCAGCGUGUGGACGCCUUCCUCGUCGUCGUCCUCCUCCUCCCAGCCGCCGGCGCGGAGCGGCUGCUCGCCCGGAGACCGGCCGCGGGGGUUCCGGGCGGUCCGGAAGUACCGCAGGCUGGCCCGCAUGGUGCGCUCCACCAGCGACCCCAUCUCCUGCUCCUCCACAACGGGAGGGGAUGGCUGUGGAUGUGUGCCCGCUGGGAAAGCUCCUUCUGGGGACUCUGAUGAGACGUCUCCCCUGGAUGAUCAAGUAACAGUGUCAACAGAACCAGCAGACAUCAUCAGCCUCAAACCCCGAGCACUGCGCACACACUUGUCCCAGGAGCGACCCCACUCCCUGGCCGACCUCAAGACGUAUAAAGACACCAAAAUCCUGGUGGCCAAGUUCCUGGAGCACUCCAGCUGCAGUCUCCCCCCAGAGGUCCAGCAGGUGGUCAACUCCAUCAAGAGUGUUAUCCAGUCGGACGAGAAGCACAUGGAGGAGGCCAUCUUCAGCGCCAAUGUCAUCGAUCAGGUAAUGAGCCAAUCCCAGUGGAGCCGAGGCACUUCCAGGAAGUGUUGCCAUAGCGACAUCCACCUCCAGAGCUGUGGCGCCUUGAGCUCUUCACCGUCCCUGCGCCGUUCCAAACGCCUGUCAUCCCACCUGCUGAGCAGCCCCGACACAACCCGGCGCACCCCCUCCGACCGGAGCCUCACGUCCAGGGAGACAGUUCUCUGACCCCCCAACCACCACCACCACCACCACCACCACAACAAGGACUCAGCCCAGUGAUGGAGGUGUUUUUCCGGGUGCCCGCCGGGCCGAUGCAGUCGGGCCCAGCCAUACAGCAGCAGAGAUCUGACGUUGGUUUGCGGGUGUGCUAGAUGUAUCUCUGCGUGGGGACUUCAGAGAGGGCUGAUACCCGUCAGCCCUCUUGACCCCAGUGCCAUGUGAAGCAGCGCUCCGCCCAUCAGCAGGAACGGUAGCAUACUGGGAUCCGAAGCAGCGACCGGUAGCUCUCGCACUCAACGGAAAAAAAUACGACUAGUAGAAAAUAACAAAAAAACAUAAACAUCAAACCAGAAUGUUCUCCCUCAGGGGAUUUUUCUUUUACUUUUCAAAUUACAUUCAGUUCAAAAGGAAUACGUCUUGCUGUUUUUGCUCUUAUUUGCCCACAUCUGAUCCAUAUCCGGUGCUAAAGGGAGCAACUGAAGUUUGUAUUGAACUGUCGCUACCAGCUCUGUUUAAAGACAGAGCGGCAAUGUAACAGAGCGGGGAGAGGGUAAAUAUUUAGUUGUGCCGCUGGUUAAAGGCUUAUUUAUCUUACCUCAGUGUGU